CAGCCCGCGAGCGCGCGGCACGGUGGCCCCGGCGCAGGGAGUCCCCGCUCCCGAACCCGCACUGGCUCGAGGUGCUGCUCCCCGGAGAGCGCGGCUGGGGGCGCCCGGAGGAGGGGGCGCGGCGGCGCGGUCCCCGCCCCUGCUUGGCGCUCGGCCCCCUCGGGCUCGGCGCGGCUGCGACCUGAGCCGGGCGCCCAGCCGCGUCCCGCCCCCCGCUUCCCCGCCGCCCGCUGGGCAUGUAGCAGCGGCAGCAGCUGCGGUCGCCGCGGCGGAAUAUGGGCGGGAACCACUCCCACAGGCCCCCAGUGUUUGACGAGAAUGAGGAAGUCAACUUUGACCAUUUUCAGAUUCUGCGGGCCAUUGGUAAAGGGAGUUUUGGAAAGGUGUGCAUCGUGCAGAAGCGUGACACAAAGAAGAUGUACGCCAUGAAGUACAUGAACAAGCAGAAGAGCAUCGAGCGCGACGAGGUGCGCAACGUGCUCCGGGAGCUGCAGGUCAUGCAGGCACUGGAGCACCCGUUCCUGGUCAACCUGUGGUACUCCUUCCAGGACGAAGAGGACAUGUUCAUGGUGGUGGACCUGCUGCUGGGCGGGGACCUUCGCUACCACCUGCAGCAGAACGUGCACUUCACCGAGGGCACAGUGAAGCUCUACCUCUGCGAGCUGGCGCUGGCCCUGGAGUACCUGCAGCAGUGCCACAUCAUCCACAGGGACAUCAAGCCAGACAACAUCCUGCUGGAUGAGCACGGGCACGUUCACAUCACGGACUUCAACAUAGCGACUGUUGUCAGAGGAGCAGAAAAGGCCUCCUCCAUGGCGGGGACCAAGCCCUACAUGGCUCCGGAAGUCUUCCAGGUGUACGUGGAUGGAGGCCCUGGGUACUCGUACCCCGUAGACUGGUGGUCCCUGGGCAUCACGGCCUAUGAGCUGCUGCGGGGCUGGAGGCCCUAUGAAAUCCACUCCUCCACGCCCAUCGAUGAGAUCCUCAGCAUGUUCAAGGUGGAGCGUGUUCACUACUCCUCCACGUGGUGCCCGGGCAUGGUGGCCCUGCUGAAGAAGCUCCUGACCAAGGAUCCCGAGAGCCGCCUGUCCAGCCUCAGUGACAUUCAGAGUGUUCCCUACUUGACCGACAUGAACUGGGACGCUGUGUUCGAGAAGGCGCUGCUGCCCGGCUUUGUGCCCAAUAAAGGGAGACUAAACUGUGACCCCACGUUCGAACUGGAGGAAAUGAUUCUGGAAUCCAAGCCACUACACAAAAAGAAGAAAAGGUUGGCAAAGCAUAGGUCCAAAGACAGCACGAAGGACACCUGCACCCUGAAUGGGCACCUGCAGCAGUGUCUGGAGACGGUGCGGAAGGAAUUCAUCAUCUUCAACAGAGAGAAGCUCAGGAGGCAUCAGGGGCAAGGCGGCCCAGUCCUGGAACCCGAAAGCCGAGCCGGGAGCCAGGCUCAGAGCAAGCUCCAGGACGGCUGCAACAACAACAUCCUGACCCACACCUGCCCGCAGGGCUGUAGCAGCUAACCCUCCACUGCAGCUGCCCAGGGGAUGGCAGGCCUCUCCGCCCUGCCCAUCCAGAGCCCCUCUCCAUGCUAUGAUGGUCCCCAACUGGCCCUUGAAAACCAGAAAGAGCCCUGGACUUGGAGCCGGGAAGCCCAGGUCCCAGGUGAUCUGCUCUGUGACCUUGGACACGCCCUCUCUGUGCCUCAGUUUUCUGCAUCUGCCAAGGAACUUGAACAGCUCCCUUCCCCACCUCCAGGUCCAAGAUUAUUGUGAGGAUCCAGUUGGCUAGCAGACAUGCAAACUCUUGGGCAUUCGUAAAAUUGUUUAUACUUGCGAAGUAGAACCCUAAGACUUGAUACUGAGUCCCAUCCCGACACAACGAAGCCAUCCUCACUCUUCGGUUUGGCAGACCUAGCUUGAUAGAUGGCACUUUGGAAUCUACAGCCCCGAGGGCAUCUUAACCAUUUCAGUCUUCCCUUUUACGAAGCACUGCUCCCUAGUCCUGGAGCAGCCUCCUCCAGCGGCUUCAUUUGCAUUCUCUGCUGGCUGCAGACUCCGACCUAGCAAGCUGAGUGCACAGAUGAGCGGGCCCUGAGGUCUUGGUACUGCAGGAACAGGUCCAUCCCCAAGGACGCCCAGCUUAGGACAUCGGCAGCCUCCCAGUCCCAUCUCCAGCACUAGGAGGACACAAAGGUGCCCUUUCAGGUGACUGCCGGCUCCCUGGUCAUCAGUCAUACCACAGUGCUGUCCCUGCUCCCGCAGAGCGCUACAGCAGAACACCUGUCCAGGAGAGCAGUAGAGUAGCCAGUCUGGGAGGGCCCAGACAGGCAUUGCCAAGAGCAGCCUCUACUAGGAAUGCAGGAAGUGUGGCUGCUUAGGAGGUACACUCUGCAAGGAAAAUGGUUUUCCUCAAAGGCCAGCUACUUUACGAUGAGGUCAGGACAGCUUGCCCUUGAACUGGGAGAGGCUGAGGCUUAAAAGGUAAAUCAGAGUUUGCAGUUGGACUCAUGUGCAGAAUCCAGCCCUGCUAGAAGGUCUUAGGCAAGUCACCUAAUUGUGUGGCCCACAGGUAACUCAUUUUAAACUGGGGAUAAAAAUGGGGCCCAGGCAUGGUGGCCCAACUAUAAUUCCAGCACUUGGGCGGCUAAGGCAGGAGGAUUGUGGGUUGUAG
This is a messenger RNA of Octodon degus (degu), 2670 nucleotides long. RefSeq names its product serine/threonine kinase 32B (gene Stk32b). NCBI's taxonomy places the organism in Eukaryota, Metazoa, Chordata, Mammalia, Rodentia, Octodontidae. Gene Ontology annotation, biological process: G protein-coupled receptor signaling pathway; protein phosphorylation; regulation of signal transduction. The transcript has 12 exons. The record is from RefSeq and is a predicted model, not a curated record. Gene Ontology annotation, molecular function: ATP binding; G protein-coupled receptor kinase activity; G protein-coupled receptor binding. Bases 276 to 1520 code for a protein of 414 amino acids.